AUGGGAGGCGGAGAUCCGUCGUUGUCGGAUAUGGAGGAAGAGGAGGAGGAAAACGGUGUGAAAGUCAACGAUUCACCUGACAUUCUCUCGCAAUUUCGACUUCACGAUGCUCCUAUACUUUUGUUUGUUUGUUUUCAUAAAGCGCUGCGUUCUGAACUCGAUCAGCUUCGUGUGUUUGCUGAAACGGCGUCGUUGGAAGAUGAUCCGGAUCGUUGCCGAGAAAUAAUUGUUAUGCUUCAGCAGAGGUUUCAGUUUGUUAGAUUAGCUCUUAAGUAUCAUUGCGCUGCAGAAGAUGAGAUUAUCUUCCAUGCACUGGAUGCGCAUGUAAAAAAUGUUGUAUGUACAUAUUCCCUUGAACAUAACAGCACCGACGGGCUGUUUGAUUCUAUCUUACACUUCUUGGAUGAGCUGAGGGCCUCUAGUGAGAAUAUUUCCAAGCUGUUCCGAGAACUUGUGUACUGCAUUGAUAUCUUGCAAACCUGCAUCUACCAACAUAUGCUGAAAGAAGAAGAGCAGGUUUUUCCUCUGUUGAUCCAAAAUUUGUCUACUAAAGAACAAGCCUCUCUUGUGUGGCAAUUCAUAUGUAGUGUUCCUAUAAUGUUGCUGGAGGAAGUUUUGCCAUGGAUGGUAUCCUUCCUUUCAGCAGAUAAACAAGCAGAAGUUACUCAGUGUUUUAAUGAAAUUGCACCAAUGGAAAGAGCACUGCAAGAGGUUUUGGUUUCUUGGCUUGAAAGCAACAAACAAACCUUCUCUGGGGUAUAUUUUCACGGUGAGGAGCUUCAAGGUUCUCAUGGAUCCCGACAUAUAGAAAAGUCUUUUGGGCAGAGUUCUUGCAAUAGUAACUACAAAGAUGUUUCAAGUCAGAUGAAAGUGAAUGAUAAAGAAACAGAAGAUGAGGUCAACCAGGUUAAGGUUCUCCAUCUUUGGCAUAAUGCCAUAAGGAAAGAUUUGAAAGAAAUUCAGCAAGAGCUUUAUCUAAUAAGAAAUUCCGGCUGUUCUCAAAAUUUAGACUCAAUACUUAUCCAGCUAAAGUUCUUGGCUGAUGUCCUCAUCUUCUACAGCAAUGCUCUGAAAAAAUUCUUUCAUCCUAUACUGAACAAACUGGCCCAUGGCCGAUUUUCCAUGUCUACUGGACAUUUACUUGGAGAAAGUCACAUUGAGGAUAUACAACAGUUGCUACUUUAUAACUCAGAAAGUGAAAUGCCUUUGACCAAAUUUGUAGAGAAGCUUUGCGGAAAACUUGAAUUAUUUAUAUCAGCAGUCAACAAACAAUUUUCUUUUCAAGAAAUUGAGGUGUUUCCUAUCUUUAGAAAGAACUGCAGAAAUGGAAUGCAAGUGAGACUUCUAAGCUUGAGCAUGCAUAUGAUGCCACUUGGGUUACUAAAAUGCGUUAUAACUUGGUUCUCAGUUCACUUGUCUGAAAAAGAAUCCAGGUCCAUUCUCUAUUGCAUAAAGGAAGGAAAUAAUUCUGUCAGUAAAGCUUUUGCUCCAUUGUUACAUGAAUGGUUCCGCAUUGGUUAUUCAGGUAAAACCUCAAUUGAGAAGUUUCGACAGGAUUUGCAGUAUAUGUUCAAAAGAAGACACUCUUUUUCAUCUGAGAAAAUGAAGGAAACUUGUGGGUUUUCAUUCUUAAGUUCUGAGAAGCAGCCACAUAAAAGUUGUGGCAAGAAUUGUCUGUCCCAUUCAUCAUCUUCUGGAGCCAAAAAUGUGAACAAAUAUGAGACACCAUACUCCACAGGAAUUAAUUUGCACAUAUUUUUCCCUGACACUGCUAUGAAGUUAAAUCAGCAUCCAAGAUUUCAUGCAGCAAAUCUGUCUUCUGUUUCCUUUCUUAAUGAUCCAAAACCAAUAGACCUGAUAUUUUUCUUUCACAAGGCUAUUAAGAAAGAUUUGGAUUACCUAGUUCUUGGCUCAGCUCAGUUAGAGGGACAUGACGAGUUUAUAGAUUUCCAAAAACGGUUCCAUCUCAUAUGCUUUCUACAUCAAAUCCAUAGUGAUGCAGAGGAUGAGAUAGUUUUUCCUGCCUUGGAGGCAAUAGGUCAGCUCAAAAACAUUAGCCUUGCCUACACCUUUGAUCACAAACAUGAAGUUGAGCACUUUGGUAAAAUAUCUCGCAUUCUUGACAGGCUGUCUGAAUUACAUCCUUCGGUUUCUACUACUGAUUCAAAGAUAAGAGUCAAGAGGAUGCUAAGGCGUGAUCAUUUAAUCAAGAAGCUGCAAGAAAUGUGCAAAUCAAUGCAUAAGUUACUUUCUGAUCAUAUAAACCGUGAGGAAAUAGAAAUUUGGCCUAUAAUUAGAGAGUUCUUCUCAAACCGAGAGCAAGGGAAGAUCAUAGGAUGCAUGCUUGGAAGAAUAAGUGCAGAAAUCUUACAAGAUAUGAUACCUUGGCUGAUGGCAUCUUUAACACAGGAAGAGCAGCAUGUUUUAAUGUUCUUAUGGUCCAUGGCUACUAAGAAUACAAUGUUUGACGAGUGGUUAAGUGAAUGGUGGAAUGGGUACAGUUUAGCUAAGGCAGCAGAUGGAUCAAAUGACGCCCCUCUACAAAAUGUUGAUCCACUAGAUAUUAUAUCCAAAUAUUUGUCUGAAGAAGUUCUUAAUGAAUUACAAGAAGAACCGUCGGCCAACGAAAACAUAAACUUUUGGCAGAAGGAUCUUAUUGGCAAUAGUUUUGAGCUCUCCAACUCCAAUGUUGAUGACAAGGUUAAGGUUAAUAAUGCAGCACAAAAUUAUAGUCAAUGUUCAAAAUGCACAAAUCAAUUUCAUGAUAUUAAGAAACAUACCUGCAAUGAAGUAAAACCAAUGGGCAUUUUGACAAGUAGGUCUUUUCAACAUUUUGAUUUGGACAAGUCUGAGCAUUAUGACCGACUUCUGAAAUUGAGUCAAGAUGAUCUGGAGAGGGUAAUAAGAAGGGUGUCUCGUGACUCUUGCCUAGAUCCUCAGAAGAAGUCAUACAUAAUACAAAGUCUACUUACGAGCCGUUGGAUUAUUAGUCAGAAGAUUUCUUCUAUGGAAGUCAAUAUCAAAAGCGAUGGGCUGGAAUUCCCUGGGAAACAUCCAUCAUACAAGGACCCUCUCAAACAAAUCUAUGGCUGCAAACACUACAAGAGAAACUGUAAGCUUUUUGCGCCCUGUUGCAAUGAACUUCAUGCUUGCAUACAUUGCCAUGACGAGGUAUCGGAUCAUUUAAUCGACAGAAAAUCUAUUACAAUGAUGAUGUGUAUGAAGUGCUUGGUGAUUCAACCAAUCAAUGCCACAUGCUCAUCAGUUUCUUGCCGUAAUUUUUCCAUGGCAAAAUAUUACUGCAGGAUCUGCAAAUUAUUUGAAGAUGAAAGGAAAAUUUACCACUGUCCCUUUUGUAACUUAUGUCGACUUGGAAAGGGUUUGGGUGUUGACUUUUUUCAUUGCAUGAAUUGCAAUGCUUGUAUGUCCCGUUCUCUUAUGAUACAUACAUGCAGAGAGAAAUCUUUAGAGGAAAACUGUCCGAUUUGUCAUGAAUAUAUCUUCACAUCCUGCUCUCCAGUGAAAGCCCUCCCAUGUGGUCAUGUGAUGCACUCAACAUGUUUUCAGGAAUAUACUUGCUUUAACUAUACCUGCCCAAUAUGUAGCAAGUCACUAGGAGACAUGCAGGUUUAUUUUAGGAUGCUAGAUGCAUUAUUGGCCGAGGAGAAAAUGUCUGACGAGUUUUCGGGUCAAACUCAGGUUAUUUUAUGUAAUGACUGUGAAAAAAAAGGAGCAGCUCCCUUCCACUGGCUUUACCAUAAAUGCAUUUCUUGUGGUUCCUACAACACCAGAGUUUUAUGA
Messenger RNA from Lathyrus sativus (Indian pea), 3801 nucleotides. The record is from the annotation of a GenBank genome assembly. Lineage: Eukaryota; Viridiplantae; Streptophyta; Magnoliopsida; Fabales; Fabaceae.